Molecule: messenger RNA, 1807 nt
Organism: Ectocarpus sp. CCAP 1310/34
Lineage: Eukaryota; Phaeophyceae; Ectocarpales; Ectocarpaceae
Source: the annotation of a GenBank genome assembly
AUGCCUUGCACCGCAAAGCUUGAACUGCUGGAUGCUCUCGCCGAGGCGGGGGCAAACCCGGUCAAGAGCUGCCUGCAGGCGCAAUGGCUCAUGGAGCAGGCAGCGAUAAAAUCUGGAGCUAUGGGGCCGGUGGAUAGACGACAACAGGGGCCGUAUGGCACCAGCAGCCAGUCGGUGGUUGGCGAUAAAACGCCUCAGGGUGCUACUGCAGCCGAAAAUAAAAGCGGUCCAGCCACACCAGCACCACCCCACGGCGCUGGCGAUGGCCAGAGAAAUAAGAUCUAUACCACUCUGGUAGGCGGCGGUGUGGCGGAGGCAAGUAACAGUGGCGGAGACGGGCUUGGCGCCACAAUAGUGGCUGGAGCUGGGUUAGGGACAGCAGGGACAGCGGUGGCGACAUCAGCAGAUGGCAGCCCCCCCGCAAACAGUGGCGAAAGCCUUGAGCAGAUUUACCAGUCAACGCGGACGUGGUGCCGCACUCUCCGGAGGUGUCCCAACGCGAUGGAGGUGCUCAUUUCUUUCGCGAGCAAGAAUCCACGACCUCCGAGCGGGAUAUUGUUCAAUCAGUAUCUCAGUGAUCUCACCGGCAUCAUGUACCGCCGGCUUAGCACCACGGUGGAGGAGGAGACUGCGAAUAAGAACCUGUUGCACGACUUGACGGAGUGCGAAAAGCUGGCCGAAGACGAGCGAGACGCGCUACACCAGACGCUGCACGCAACCCGGACAGAAAAAGAGCGGGAGGUGAGCGCGUUAGGGGCGACGAUAAAGAAGCGUCGGGAGGAGCUCCAGGAGGUGACGCAUACUAACGCCGUGGAGAUGGAUUCCAUCAAGACGAAGGCGGCCGACGCCGUGGCAAAAGCGAAGGAAGAUCAUGAGAAAAAGGGUCGAGCGCUGACCGAGCGCAUCGAGCGUCUGGCGAAGGAGACGGGUGAGGCAGCGGAGCUGCACCAGCAGGAAGAGACGGCGUCUCGCAAAAAGAAGGCAAAGGUCGAGGUGGAACUAACCGCGACGGUAGGGAAGUACGACCGAGAUAUGACCGCGAAGACAGCCCAGAUAGAGGAGAUAAAGGCCAAGAUGGAGGAAGAGCGCCAAGAGCUAGCGAAUUUACAGGACCACUUCGACCGAGUCGACGCCAGCAGGCGACAGCAGUGGGCGGAGGAAGAGACUCUGGCCGUGGUCAGGGGGAAGGUGGCAAGGGCGAUGGCCAUCGUGGAUGGAGCGGCCAAGAAGAUUCAGGCGAUGUUUCGAGGGGGAAGGGCCCGCGCGGAGUACCAGAAGGCCAAGAAGAAGGCCAAGAAAGGGGGAAAGAAGGGCAAAAAGGGAAAAAAAUAGCGAGAAAAUAUUGUUGCGCGGGUCAAUAAUCGACGGCAAGAAAACUCCCACCGAGACUUAAUGCGUUUCUGAUACGCCCCAAACACAAUCUGCUGGAUCGCUUCGCUGGGUCCUAUGGACAACCCGUGAUUCCUCAACUACGAACAUCUACUUUUCGUGUUAUUUCAAUCCCGCAAAUUAAGGCAACAGGGGCCGAAUGUUCUAACAUACACCGCCCAACUGGACAUUCCGCAACAGCAACAGCGACGCCACGAAACUCACUUUUGAUAUCCCAGGCAUUGGUUCAGAACAUAUCAUCAGCAAGAACACACAUAAGGCUGGAAAGGGCUUCCUACGUUGCCGUUUUCUGGUGGGACUGAUCACCCAAGGCUGACUACGGGUGGGACUGCUGUCCAAGCACAACUUCUUUGUGUCUCAGCUUUGUGGAUGUGCUUAAAUUGCAAUAGGUCUACAUGGUACGCUAUUAGGCACAGUC